Molecule: messenger RNA, 6472 nt
Organism: Synchiropus splendidus (mandarinfish)
Lineage: Eukaryota; Metazoa; Chordata; Actinopteri; Syngnathiformes; Callionymidae
Gene: bahd1
Product: bromo adjacent homology domain containing 1
Exons: 7
Coding region: 464-2980 (838 amino acids)
Molecular function (GO): chromatin binding
Source: RefSeq, a predicted model, not a curated record
CCGCGGAGGACAGCUGCGGGACCGAACCAUCAGUCCGGCUCGGCGCAGGCGACAUGCGGUCGUCGUGUCCCUUUAAGAAACUCCAUGUUUUCUCUACAUGAUGCGUCAACAUAAAAAGCGGAUGAUGCUGUUAUGUAAAACACGCCGAAGUAAAAGCCCUAGUUGACUGGCGGACCGCGGGGUUUUCUCACCGCCUCUCCUCGCUUCGCUGGCGGGCUCUCGGCUGCGAGUUGGUUCGGAACUUUCCAGAAAAAAAGCGCCGUUUGGAGGAGUUGCUUCGGUCGAGUCAACAUGAGUCGUCGCUGUUUUCCUGCUUCACUUGUCCACCUGACACCUCUGCGUGUGUCUCCGUGAGCGCGAGGUCUGGGGCCAGACCUGUCACCGCUGGCUCUCUCUGUGUGGAGUCUUCGGAGGAGGGGAGUGUGUGGAUCCAGCCAACGAUGCCCGCUGAAGAGGAAUCUCGAUGAGCUCCAACUCAACUUCAACGGACCCUGUUGAUGAGGAGGCGCUGGAUCCACUCCAGGACGAGACCAUGGGCAAAGCUGAGCGGAACCAGAUAGUCAAAUGCAGGAAGGCCUGGGGGGAGCUGGGAAGCAAGGAGAAGAGAAUCAAAGUGAGUCAUAAUGGGCUGAGUGGAAAGAAACAGAGAGAUAAUAAAGAAUUGUGCCGGUAUAAAAAGAAGACGCUGGCAGUGAGUGGACUGGAUGCAUUGGACUGCUGUGUCCUACUUACUCGUCUGGAGGAUAAAGGCUUCUUCAAUAAGGGGAGGGACGCACCAAAAAGUCAAACACAAGAUGGGUUUAAGAGAAAGCUGCAUUCCAGCCCAACCGCGAACAAAUGUGGGCUUCAGAAAACUUCGAUCACCAAUCACCAAACACUGGAACCAAAAAUUAGCCAAUUAGACGCCUUACUUUUGUGGCCCCCGAUGAUGUUCGAGCCUCGCAAGAGGAGAAUGGCUGCUCUCAAUGCCGAGGCUGUCAACAGCCUGCUGCUCUACAGGGACGAUUCGUUCUCCGCAAAGAAGCCACCGCCACCGACUUCCUCGGCUCACGAGGAUGGUUCCGCUGUCAGCAGCGACGUGAGUAUCAAAUCCAAAAAUGUUAAAGCUACUGUAAUGGAAAGGCCUAAGAAAGCCAAGCCUUCAGCAAAGACUGAGAACAUCGACUGGCUCAGUGUGUUUGCUCCGACACCGCGACGUCAGGCGAGCCUCACUGCUGCGACGCUGCUCAAACUCUCGAGCGCACAAUACGGAACGAAGCGCCAGAAGAAGGGGGAGUCCAAAGCAGCUGGGCCUAGCGAAGAUGGUGGUAAACCUGAAAGGAUUGAGCCGACCAAAACAACACUCAGCCCAAAUUGUAACAAGGAACUGAAGGAAAGUAGAUUCGGGAAGCAGGAUCCAGUUUAUCCGCACACAGACUCCGGGCUGCAGGGCUGCUUCUGUUUAUGUAAGACUGAGAAUGUAGAUGUGGAUUUGAAACAUGGCUCAGGGGGGCAGGAAAGCCCCAAACCGUCAUUCCACUGUGGCUCCACUCUGGGAUUCUCUUUAAAAACAAUCAAAGAGGAGCAGGUUGAGAGUGAGGUGUCCUCCUGCUACUGCUGCACCCAGGAGAGAUGCGUCCAGUACUGCCACCGCCUGGCCCUCUUCCUGCAGGACAAGACUCUGACGGACACCAAACCCGACAACCUGCUGUCCGAGGUGUUCCACCACCACCAUCACCACCACCAUCAUCACCAUCACCACCACCCUGCAGCUAUCAGCCCACACUCCUUCACCUGCUUCCCCAGCUACUGUGUGCACUUCACCCGCCCGGAUCCGCCCCCCACCUCGGUUCCGCUGACUUUAUGCUCCCGGAGCAGCAAGAAGCCCAAACUUCUGCCCAGCUCUGGUCCACAACCCUCAGGGAUUUCCCACCCAGUCUACUGCUGUACCUCAAUGGAGGCGUGUUACGGAGAACCCUGCAGGAUCAAGGGCUACUCCUCCUACACCAGCAUGAUCCCAGCCAUCACCAGAGGAGGGUGCUCUUUCGACUCUGCAGACUGCACCAAAUGCAGAGAUAAAUAUCCAUCGAGUCCAAAGGACCACAGCCAGUCCCCCGUCCCUAUCUUCUCCAGCCCCAAAGUCCAUGCAGGUUGUCACAUUCCUACUGUGCCUCCGGCGGCCCAGUCCGUGCCCCAGACCCCUCUGUCGCUCAGCACCCCCUCGCAGGCCUCCCUGCAGGUGGCAAAGGAGAGUCCAGAGAGUGCCAAGUCGCCCAACGGGUCGAGGUCCGGCGUGCGGGACACAAGCGGCGCCAGUUCCACUCUCUUCCCUCUCAAGAGGGAGAAGAAACAGAAGCUCGUCUCUGCGAGCAUCAGAGGGCAAACGGUUGCCAAGCAACCGAAGAACGGCCGCCAAAAAAACACCAACGGCUGGGAGCCAGUUGGCCUGCCCUUUCAGAAGGAGGUGUUCUCUGUGGGGGAGGAGGCUCCCGUGAUGAGGAAGUGCUACGAGGGGAUCCGGAGGCACGCGGAGCUGAUUUGUGUCAGGGACACGGUUCUUCUUAAAUCAGGACCCAGGAAGAAGUCGCUGCCGUAUGUGGCAAAGAUCUCGGCGCUGUGGGAGGAGCCAGAGUCAGGCGAGCUGAUGAUGAGCUUGUUUUGGUACUACCGUCCGGAACACACCCAGGGGGGGCGAAUCCCUGGGGUUCACUGCGAGAGAGAGAUCUUCGCCUCUCGCCACCAGGACGUCAACAGUGUGGCCUGUAUCGAAGACAAAUGCUACGUGCUAACGUUGUCACAGUAUUGUCGAUUUUGUGCCUUGGUCAAACGCUGUGGGGAGCGCGUGUUUCACAGCAGCGCCUCCCCCUUGGUGCCCCCCAUCUCUGGCAACGCCAUGUCCACCCACCACUGUGUGCCCGACGACAUCGACCCCGAGCUGGUGUUUGUGUGUCGACACGUCUAUGACUUCCGUUACGGACGCCUGCUCAAGAACCUGCAGUAGCACUGCAGCGCCCCUUUUAACUCGCGACAUAUCUGCGGUUUCAGGAGAGGCGGCGUUAUCGUAUCGCGGUGUCGUAAUGGAAGCACAAACGUCUUACAGGCCCUGUAUUAACUCCUCUGCUUUUUGAGAUUAACAACCGCGAAGCAACAUGAGACCUUGAGGGGGGGGGGUAAUCGCAUCAUGGUAAGGUCCGUUCUUCCUUCGCUCUUGUGUCAGGAAUUACGUUGCUGGAAGACAUGACUUUGUUUGCAUGGAUCAUCUUCUGUAUGCACAACCUUUAUCACAUUAUUCUGAGGAUCCCCUUUGAUAUCUGCCCCUGGGGCUGCUGACUCAAAACAUCAGCACAUGACACCAUCAGGGAUGAUGCAUUCAGGGUCAAGGAAAUUUCAGGAUAUUCAUUGUUAAAGGGGUAUUAUUUUAACGUAUCACAUGAAGGCAUCAUCUCCAUCAAAUAACACAUGACCUGGGGGUCCCCGUCACCCCCCCUUUUAAGUCACGUCAGCAGAGAAGGAGCUCUAGUCUGAGUUCAGAAAAUCAUAGUAUUUGUGCCAGUUACUUUAUUCACAUUAAAAUGGUAUUUUGAUCAUUCCUCCAAAUUAUUUCCCCCGAGGGAGCCAUUGUCAUUUCUUUCAUGUCACUUAAAACAGGUUUUAGAACUCAUUUUCAGCAACUAUAUUAAGGAAUAACUGAGGAAGAAAGUCUAGCUAAGCCUCAGCUGAGAAACGGAGGUAAGCCAUUUUUUUACAUUCUCAAUUUGCUUUAUGAAGCUUCACAGACAAAAGGCUUUACCCUUCUAAACUGUGGUCAUAAUGGCUUCAUUGUGGCUGUAGCAUCCGGCUAGUUUCCCCUUGUUGUUUGGCCGUACUGUGGAAUCUGGAUCUGGAUCGACAGUAAAAUGCCGUAGCUGCCGAAGCUAAGUGGAUAUAGCAAAGCCAUUCCACCAGGUUCCAAUAGAAUAGCAGCGUUUAAACCUCCACAAAAAGUCCUGUUUUUCUGGUUGAAUUAUGUAAACUGUUGCAUAUUUCUGUUUUCUUGUGUCUUGCGUUUCACACUGCUGCAGGGAGGUUUACGACCCAAACAUUUAUAAGCACUGAUCAAGUUCUUUCGCAGCACAAAAUGUUUCUUUGUGUGGGUGAAAGUUCAACACUGUAGGACAGACCUGUGUUUCUGCUGAACUCAUCCAAUGAACAUAUUCUUCUUGAACACCGUCUCCUCCACACUGUUCGCCGGGUCGACGUCGGAAAACUGUAUAUUUUUGUGCGUUUGAUGCCUCACUUAUAUUCUUGUUUUCCCGCCAGUGAAACGGCGAGUAAUAUAUUCAGUGUAGCAUUUAGGACUUUGAUGAUCCAUUCCUAUGUUGGAGAGAUGAAUUGUAUUUAUUUCUAUACCAAGAAAAUCGUAUUUAUUUUCACCAGAUCAUUUCGAUGAAUUCAUGACGUGUGGCUUUUAGAAAGGUAGCUGGUGUUGUGAACAGUGACGCUCAGCCAUGUUUGGACAAGAGAUUAGUCAUAGAUGAAGAUUGUAGCUUCCUGUCAUAUUCCUCUCACUGCUCCUGAGGAAACUGCCUCUUCACCUUUAAAUGCCUAAAGCUGCGAUGAUUUAAACACACCCUGCCAUUAGCCCCCGCUCUGGCUGCCUUAUAGAACAUUCCCCGGCUUUGGUUUGUGCUCUCAAUCUUGGACUGCUUGAGAGUCAAUUCACAUCCAUUACGUUCAAAAAAGGAAUCACUUACAUCGGAAUUGAGACAGUUUUAUGCUUAAAUUUUUGGACUAGAUGAGAGUAUUGAUGGUCUGUUUGUGGUUUAAAACGACACGGUGGUUUGUCAUCUUUGUCCUUCUUAAUAUAUAAUGCACGACGGGAGGCCACAGGGAGCCUUUUAAACCCAUCACCACAACAUGCAGUUCCAUUUUCUCGCCUCAGAACUGACUCCAAAGUCGUGAAAGUAAAUGUAAAUUAAAUGCUGUUCAAAGAAACUAGAAAAGGGUAUUUCGGGCCUCCCCUUCCUCUCCCACCUGACCGUGAUGUCACCUGAAGUUGGAUUUCCGAGCGGGAGAAUCCUCAGCCCCACGUAAUCCAACAUGACUUCCCCGAAUGUAAACAGGAAGUAGAAGUUUUGAAGCGAUGAAAUAUGCCAAAAGAAACAAUUACAUUUGUGUUUUCUCUUCGUCCGGUUUUCUAUUGGCAAACUCUUAAAAAAAAAAAAUAUAUAUAUAUAUAUAUAUAUAUAUAUCCACGUGACUCCUAGAUGGGUGGAUGAGGUAUCGUGAAACAGUAUUGCAGGGUUGAUGAAACAGUGUCCUAGUUUUCAGAGGCCACUAGAUGGAGCUCUUGGUUUACAAAUCAUCUGAGGUUUCAUUGAAUGACUCAGUGAAGUCCAAACAUUUUAGAGCAGACAGCGCCACCUGGUGGCCUCUGAAUAUCAAGACACUGUUUCAUGAAACCUCACGUCCUGCCAGUGAUGCCAUGACCUUUUAAAAGAGUUGCAGCUUCGGACAAGAAACAACCAUCGCUCAACCAUCAUUAUUCUCAUUUAAUCUGAAAAAUAUUUUUUAUUCACUAGCAACAUUUUCACUAUGAUCUAUACGACAUAUUCAUUAUGUGCAAUGUAAUGACGAGAAUAAAAAUCACUUCUGCAGAGAUUAACGCGACCAAAGACACGUGAUGUCUCAAAAAUGAUCAUCUUUUCCAAGCAAAAGCACACUCAGUGAUUUGGCUGCACAAGUGAGGAGUAUUUGUGUUCAAUGAUUAUCAAGAUUAACUCUCUGCCCAGCACAACUUCAUCAAGUUCCCCUGGUCAUUCAAGAGUCGGGGAACUAACAGCACAAAAACCACAGAACGUAAAGCACUCACUACUUUCAGAGUCACUCAGCCAACGGUAGUGUGAGUUACACCCACGUGUCGGUGUCUUAACUGUAUCUCUGUGCCUCCUGCUCCUGCCCCGCCCUCCUAACCCCCCUUCCCUCCCCCUCGACUGUCGUUCUAUUCCGAAUGCCUUUUAGUUGACACCGGUCUGCUCUUCAAUCACCGCAAUGAAUUGUUUGCACCCAAAACCGGAGACGAGAUUGUGGGUGAAUGCAUUUCGAUUCCAUUCUACCGAUGAUCCUGAUGUGUUGUUUGCAUGGCGUUUUGGAAAUACCGUGGUCAUAUCGGCCGCCACACAGAUUAUUUGUAUAGUUUUAAAUGGACCUCUGUAAUAUAAGACAGAUAUUUAAUUGUAAUAAAUAUUAUAUGAGUUUCAACCUCCUGGUUCGAUUUCUCUUGUGCGGUUCCUGGCCACGUGGGGGCUCUAUCCGGUGCGGUGGACAAUUUAGGGGACUCAAACCCCGAAUUUAGAGCUGGUCAUUCUGCCGAACCAUUCAACAUUGUUUUUAUUUUAUCAUUAUUAUUGUUGCUAGUCCGUGUUCAUGUGCUGUUGAAGUGUCCAGCUACUUCAUUUAUGUUGUUAGCAAUUUUAAGAUGGUGAAAAUGUGUCGUGAACUUUUAGGGAAAUGA